Messenger RNA from Triticum turgidum subsp. durum (durum wheat), 984 nucleotides. The record is from the annotation of a GenBank genome assembly. Lineage: Eukaryota; Viridiplantae; Streptophyta; Magnoliopsida; Poales; Poaceae.
AUGUCGUGCGACUCAAGGAGCACCCCUCAGGAGCAGCUCAGGUCGGACAAGCUCCACCCACCGGCGCCGCCAAUGCCGGUGAUCAACCUGGGUCACCUCACUAUUGAACCCGAGGCACGAUCUCGCGUGGUGGAAGAUAUCGCCAGAGCGUGCCAUGAUCUCGGAUACUUUCAGGUUAUAAACCAUGGGAUCAGUCAAUCUGUCAUGGACCGUGCCGUUGAAGCAGCUUCAGAGUUCUUCAAACUUCCAAGUGAGACAAAGCAGGAAUUUGCAUCAGAUGAUAUCCGACGGCCUGUUCGAUACGGCACCAGCUCAAAGGACGGCACUCGUCCGGCACGGACAUUCCUAAAGCAUUAUGCCCAUCCCCUCAGUGAAUGGUUGCAAUAUUGGCCAGAAAAACCACCAACCUACAGGGAGGACAUGGGAAAAAUUUCAGCUGAAGUAAGGAGGGUGGCUCUGCAGCUGAUGGAAGCCAUACUUGAAGGCCUGGGACUGGGCAAAGACUACCAGCAUGAAGAAUUUCAGAGAGGAUUGCAGCUACUGCAAGUGAACUGCUACCCGAAAGAACCAGAAGGCGAUUCGGCGAUAGGGCUGGCACCGCAUUCCGAUCACGGAUUUCUCACCAUCUUGCUCGCAAGCUGUUCAGGCCUGGAGGUUCUUGACCGAAGUAGCAACACCUGGAGAGUGGUCCAGCAACCCCGGCACGCGUUGCACGUCCACGUGGGAGACUACAUGGAGGUCCUGAGCAAUGGCCGGAUCAGGACCGUCGUGCACCGUGCUGUCCUCAACCCUGGAGAGGCGAGGAUCUCCAUGGCGAGCAUCCAUAGUUUUGGGAUGCACGAGACGGUAUCCGUUGCCAAGGAGCUGGUGGAUGAGCAAGAUCCUGAGAGGUACAAGGAGAGCAGCUUCAGUGACUUCCUGGACUAUCUCAUGAGCAAUGCGGACAAGAAGCGCAUGAGCUUUCUUGAGAGCCUUAGGAUUUGA